UCGUACCGGGCAGAGGUCGCCAGGGCCUGUUGUGGCACGGCGGCUGCCUCCUCCCUCGCUGGCUGCUUGCAGGACGGGGAGUUUUCCCUGUUUGGGCUCUCCGGAGGAGAACGGAGCGGGCAAAGCCUUCCUGCCCUCGGCACCUAUCUCUACUACCCAGGGCCCGCACGGCGCCCCCAGGCAGGCUCCCUCCCGGGGCAAGACAGGCGGACGGCCGCCUCCCCAGCGCCCCCUGGCCGCCCGCGUCGCCCCCUUCAGCGCCCGUUCCAGGGACAGCUCCUUGCGGCCGCCCUUCAGCACCAGCGGCGCGGACAGCUCCCCACCGCCAGCCGCCGGGUCUACCGCCCGCGCCCCUCCUCCGCCCGGGGCGCCCUCGCUCUGCAACCGGGCGCCCGACACGGGCAACGGGCGCCCGCUUUGUUUUGCCGCCGGGUUGGGGGGGGGGAAGGGAGGGGCUGGGACAUUGCCGCCGCCGCCUCCCCCGGCCCGCUAGGCUGGAGGAGUCUCGCCGCGCAUCCGCAGUGGGGAGGGGGCGCUGUGGAGCCUCGCUUGGCCUCGCCCCUCCUCCUCCUCCUCCUCCUCCUCCCGCCGCGCCGGAGCACGACGGGCUGGAGGGCAUUGGCUGCGCCGCCCGCUCCCCCCCCGCCGCAGCCAGGGGAGCGCAGACCCCCCCCGCGCUGUUUACCGGGGCCCGGCCGGAGGAAGCGCGAGCGCGCCAUGGCUGCUGCUGCUGCUGCUACGGUUGCUGCUGCGAGCCUCUCCGGGCAGCCCCCGCAGUGAAGAGCCGCCGCCGCCCCGACCGGCCCGGCCUCGCCGCCCCCCGCCUCGCCUCGCCUCUCGCUCGCCCCUGCUCGGCUCGGUUGCGCCGGAGAAGAUGGCGGAUCGGGCGGAGAUGUUCUCGCUCUCCACCUUCCACUCGCUCUCGCCGCCCAGUUGCAGACCCCCCCAGGACAUCAGCCUGGAAGAAUUUGACGACGAGGACCUGUCCGAGAUCACAGACGACUGCGGCAUCGGCCUGAAUUAUGACUCGGAUCACAACGAGAAGGACUGCCUGGGGCUGGGCAGGGGGGAGCAGCCCCACCCCAUCUGCACCUUCCAGGAAGACUUCCAGGAGUUUGAGAUGAUCGAUGACAAUGAAGAGGAGGAAGAGGAAGAGGAGGAGGAGGAGGGGCUGGAAGAGGCACCCCCCUCCCCUUCGGGGUUGCUGAUACCUUCGCCCUCCCCCGAGGACACCCAGAAGAUCCGUCCCACCACCCUCAACUUGACCGUCACAAGCACCCAGGACUCCCUGAACAACAACAGCGGCGGGUGCAACAUGGCCCCCCCUCUGCAGCGGGCCACGUGGCAAGAGACUCUGCUGCACUCCUCCUCUUCCUCCUCCUCCUCUUCCUCCAUCUCCCACGCAGAGCGACCGUCUCCCUUACACGCCUGUCUCCAGGAUGGACCCUGCAGGGACGUCCAGAGCAGCAAAGGGCCGGCUCUGUCCCAGGCCCCUUGCAAGCCCCCACUUUUUGAUGCCGAAGGCAAUAGCCAGGGUCUGCAGAGAGGCCUCCCUGGGGGGGAGGAUUAUAACAUGAACGUUGUCUCCAGUGACGCCAACCCGCAACCUCCCUCUGUCUUGACCAGCGCAGCAUCUGGGAAGCCUCCUGAAGCUCGGAGCAGCCCUCCACCCCUGAGUUCGGCCUCCCAGCCCCACAGUUGCAGCCCUCACAGGUCCCCUGCCACAGAGAGCUACUGUGCCCAGUUUCAGAGGGAUGCUGUGGCAUGCCAGGAGAAAGAGGAGAGAGCCGGCUUGGCUGGGGACCCAGCAGGACACAGAUCCCCUGUGGGUGGGCUCCGUGCCCCACUCUCUCAGGAUGAGCCUGCCAAGCGCCCUGGGGACAGUACGCCCAGAGAGACCCAUUCCUUAGUAUCCCACGCAAGCCCAGUACGAGAAGUGGCUGCCCCACUGAGCUCUGAGGGAGAGGGCACUUUGGGAGGGCUGCCCUCUGCUUCCUCCGAUACCACGUCUCCCUCCUCGGACCCCGGCAUAGAGGCCGAUCUCACCAGCCGGACCUCCAAGGCCUUCCACCCAUGCAUCCAGCACAGCGGGGACCUCAGCUCCCCCAGCUCCGACUCUGAUGUGGAGGGGGAAAUCGAGGCAGCCUUUGCAUCCAGUGGGAGUCGCUUGGCCAGCAACAUGAUCUCCAGCAUCUCCGAAACAGAGCUGGACCUGAGCAGCGAGAGCAGCAGCGGCCGUUCCUCCCACCUCACCAAUUCCAUCGAGGAGGCCAGCUCUCCGGGCUCCGAGGCCGACCUGGAGGCUGACCUGGAAGCCCCGGGUGUGAUGGGCCUGAAGGGUGCCCUCCUGCUGGGUGCCAAGAAGGAAGAGGAGGGCACGCAGCUUCCUGCAGAUGAGAGCCUGGCCCCACUCAAAAUAGAGGAGCUCUACGAAGACCCCUCGGUACCCAUUGACCAGGCCGAGUUGCCUCCUUCGGGCUGUCUGGAACUGGAGAUCAACCCCGACCACAGUCUGGAGAGCCUGCGACGGUCCUUCUACCUGCCGGUGGGGCGUCAACUCCUGCGCGACGGGGCGGAAGAGGAAGGGAACAGCGAGUAUGAUUCUGAAUCGGACUCGGAGUCAGAACCGGAUCUGAGUGAGGAUUCAGACUCCCCCUGGCUGCUUAGCAACCUGGUGAACAAAAUGAUCUCGGAGGGCUCCUAUCCCAUCAAGUGUGCCGACGAAUGCUUCCCGGCAGCUCACUCCCUCUCCGAUACGAUUUCUCCGGCCUCCGACCUGGAGCCGGAGUUGCCCAGCGAGGCCCUGAAUGACGCCCAGCCCUGCUCCCAGCAGAGCAUCGAGCUGGUGGACAUGGAGACGCUGCGCUGCUCGCUGCAGGGCGCUGAAGAGGCAAAGCCGCUGGAGGCCCAGGCUGCAGUGGGAAAGGGGCCUCAGGCAGGGAACAGGGGGCCCUACUUGCUCAUGAGCAAUUCCACCAACGAUGUCAUCGCACCCGUCUUCCCAGGACGGCCCUACUCCGGCUGCUGUGUCAACCCUGUUGCCCCCAAAACCUUCCCCCCCAGGGAGCCCCCCGGCAAGGAGGAGGAGGAGGAGAAGGAGAAGGACUGUGCUAUCGAUGGGGACCUGGACUCAGGCAUCUUGGAGGACAAUGAUAUGAUUGACGACAUCCGGUUAGAGCCCAAGGAAGGCCUGGAUGUCUCCACCGCCAAGACCAAUCGCUGCUUCAGCUUGUCCUACUCCCCCGAGGAAGACGGUGUGCCCUGCUUGGGCAGCCUGAAAGGGUCUCCUUUUGCCGAGGAGCUCUCCCUCCCCCCACCCGCCAUGAUGCUAGACGACUCCCUGGCCUACGACUCGGUCAAGUACACCCUGGUCGUGGACGAGAACACCCAGCUGGAGCUGGUGAGCCUCAAGCGCUGCACUUCGGUGCUGAGCGACGACAGCGAGCUGCUCCGUGCCUGCGACGCCACCGACCCGGAGGACGCUGCGAGCGACUUUGGAGAAGGGCUGGUGGCCCCCGAUGGGCGCAGCUCUUCCUCAGAGGACUCCUCCCCGGAGGCCGACCUCCACUUCUCCAAGAAGUUCCUCAACGUCUUUGUCAACAGCACCUCCCGCUCCUCAAGCACCGAAUCCUUCGGCCUGUUUUCUUGCAUGGUGAACGGAGAGGAGCGUGAACAGACCCACCGAGCCGUCUUCAGGUUCAUCCCUCGUCACGAAGACGAGCUGGAGCUGGACGUGGACGACCCGAUCCUGGUAGAGCUGGAGGAGGACGACUACUGGUACCGGGGCUACAACAUGCGCACGGGGGAGCGUGGCAUUUUCCCGGCCUUCUAUGCGCACGAGGUGGUGAGCCAGGCCAGGGACGUGGCAGGUCUGAAGCGGAAUCCCUGCUGGGUGGAACACUUCAACGUGCAGUUUCUGGGCUCGGUGGAGGUGCCCUACCACCAGGGCAACGGCAUUUUGUGUGCAGCCAUGCAGAAGAUUGCCACCACGCGGAAGCUGACCGUCCACCUGAGGCCUCCGGCCACCUGUGACCUGGAAAUCAGUCUGCAAGGCAUCAAGCUCAUUCUGACCGUCAACGAAUACAGUCAGGAUGAAGAGUUGGAGCGCUGCAGCCAUUUCUUCCAGAUGAAGAACGUCUCCUUCUGCGGCUGCCACCCUCGCAAUAGCUGCUAUUUUGGGUUCAUCACCAAGCACCCCGUCCUGAGUCGCUUUGCCUGCCACGUCUUCGUUUCGCAGGAGUCCAUGCGGCCCGUGGCCGAGUGUGUCGGCCGCGCCUUUCAGGAAUACUACCAGGAGCAUCUUGAAUUUGCUUGCCCCACAGAAGACAUUUACCUGGAGUAGGACGUGAGCUGGAGGGUAGCCCCCCCUGGUUUCACGCCCCUCCAGAGAGACGGACCCAGAAGCCUGAGUCCCGCCAGGCAGCCGGGCCCACGACUUCCCUGCACGAGUGGGACCCAGCACUGGGGGCUUGGGGGCCCAGGUGGUCUGGUGGGCAUCUUGUCCUCUCUCCUCCCCCUCUCCCCUUUCCCCAAUUAUCCCCCGCCCCCCAGCACACUCCAGCGUGGCUAGGAGAGCAGCCAGAGGGGCUUCGCAGGGAGGAAACGGGGGGGGGCUGUAGGACUCUCUAGGACCCUGAGAAGGAAUAGCUUUCCUGCUUGUUCGUGGGGGGGGGCUUCCCAAGAACUACGGCCUUUGUAUGAGGUCCUUUGUUUGGGCUGGAAGGAAGGCUGGGAGGGAUGGGAGGGGGUAGAUGGGCCCCUCCCUCAAGGGAGGCUUGUCUGGGGAAGGGGCUCCCACCUGCCAGCCUCCCUUCAUUCCUUCUGCUCCCCACCUCCCCGCUCUGCUUGGCCUCGCUGCUCUGGCUCCCCCCUCGGUAAAUUGUUUUUUUAGGAAGAGGGGCUGUAUGUGUGCACACACCUCCCCCCAUCACUUCCCACAGGACUGCCCCCCCCCACAGUUUCCUGUUAAUUCUCACCUGCAGGGGGGGCACAGCUGAGUUAGGGGGAGUGCAAGAUAGCACCCCACAUGCUGCAUGGCAGCUGGGAGCCCAGAGGGCAAUUCUGCACACAGCUCCUUGGUGGAAGUGGGGAAAUGGGGGGUCCACCUGUUUUGGGGGGAGGGCUCCACUUCUGGGGGGGGGGAGAUGAGCAACAUCGCAGGACUAUUUCACUCAUCACCAUUUGCAGAGAACCAAGGAGCCCCACGCUAGUUUUGAUUGCCGAAUUCAGGACACUGGUAGAGGGUCAGCCUGGCUGCAGGCCCCUCGGGAGACCCCCUCCCCGGCUCUCUUCUCUGUCCCCCCCCCGUCCCUGCUGUGCCUGGUGAACGCAUCCGCUUGCCAGCCCGCCUGCCUCGGCUCAGUUGGGGCUGAGCGAUUAGUGCCCACUGCUGUCUGUUCAUGUAACGUUAUUUAUCUGUAACUUCACCCACCAGGAGCAGCGACUUAUACAAACCUGAAUAGGGACUCUCCCUACUCACUGCCUUGUCAUGAGUUGGACUUUCAAUAAAAUAUAUGCUUGGUGUCA
Molecule: messenger RNA, 5526 nt
Organism: Crotalus tigris (Tiger rattlesnake)
Lineage: Eukaryota; Metazoa; Chordata; Lepidosauria; Squamata; Viperidae
Gene: MAPK8IP2
Product: mitogen-activated protein kinase 8 interacting protein 2
Exons: 12
Coding region: 875-4342 (1155 amino acids)
Biological process (GO): regulation of JNK cascade
Cellular component (GO): cytoplasm
Molecular function (GO): protein binding
Source: RefSeq, a predicted model, not a curated record